CACAGCUGAGACAGAGGCAGAGGCAGACGGAGCGAGGGAGAGAAAGGGAGACACAGACAGUGGGAGCCGUGUGAAGCAGGUCGAUUUUAUAAACCCGGGACCCAAAGCCCCCUGCUCAUCAAACAGACUGCCCGCCGUCCCUCAAAAUGACCAACUUUGCUGGCAUUUGGAAAAUGAAGAGCAGUGAGAAUUUUGAUGAACUUCUUAAGGCUCUUGGUGUGAAUGCCAUGUUGAGGAAAGUGGCUGUGGCUGCUGCAUCCAAGCCACAUGUCGAGAUCCGGCAAAACGGUGAACAGUUUUACAUUAAAACAUCGACCACUGUGCGGACCACAGAAAUCAACUUCCACAUAGGUGAAGAAUUUGAAGAAGAGACAGUGGAUGGCAGGAAGUGUAAGAGCCUGGCCACAUGGGAAAAGGAAAAUAAGAUGUAUUGCAAACAAACUCUGAUUGAUGGAAAUGGCCCCAAAACAUUCUGGACAAGGGAAUUGAAAAAUGAUGAAUUGAUCUUGACCUUCGGCGCUGAUGAUGUGAUCUGCACUCGGAUUUAUGUACGAGAAUGAAGACGGCAUUUUGUUUUCUUUUCAUAGAAGUCAUUCUUGUGAUGGUGAGAAACAAAAAUCCACAGAGCUAAUCCAGGCUUCGUUUAUUGUCAUUUAAUCAAUCGGUUGUUUAAAUGUAAAAUUAUGGUGCCAAUUAUUGAACAAACCUAAAAUAACUUGCACCUUUUA
Messenger RNA from Erpetoichthys calabaricus (reedfish), 728 nucleotides. RefSeq names its product cellular retinoic acid binding protein 1a (gene crabp1a). NCBI's taxonomy places the organism in Eukaryota, Metazoa, Chordata, Cladistia, Polypteriformes, Polypteridae. Gene Ontology annotation, molecular function: fatty acid binding. Gene Ontology annotation, biological process: fatty acid transport. The coding region runs from base 147 to 560 and encodes 137 amino acids. The record is from RefSeq and is a predicted model, not a curated record. The transcript has 4 exons. Gene Ontology annotation, cellular component: cytosol; nucleus.